UUCGCGAAGGGGGCAAGGCGGCCGCCCUUGAAUGCCUCUUCGACCGCGCAUGGACGACCAUCUCAACCUCCUGCAAUCACCCCCGCCGAGCGCAACCAAAACCCGGGGCGAUAACCCAGUGAACCACGGAUACAGCGAGACUGAGGCCGACGUGAUGACUGUGGUGGCGUGUGACAACAUGCUCGAGGAGUCGGCGGCUCUCCCGAGCCACCACUCUCUGGACCGAUAUGAACUGGAUCACGAAUGCUGCGAGAGGGUCGUCAUCAACAUCUCAGGGUUACGCUUCGAGACGCAACUGAAGACUCUCUCACAGUUUCCAGAGACUCUGCUGGGGGACCCGAAGAAGAGGAUGAGGUACUUUGAUCCUCUCAGGAACGAGUACUUUUUCGAUCGAAACAGACCCAGCUUCGAUGCCAUUCUGUAUUACUACCAGUCUGGCGGGCGCAUCAGAAGACCCGUUAAUGUGCCCAUUGACAUUUUCUCUGAGGAGAUCCGUUUCUAUGAGUUGGGUGAGGAGGCUAUGGAGAAAUUCAGGGAGGAUGAGGGCUUCAUAAAGGAGGAGGAGAGGCCGUUGCCAGAUAAUGAAUUUCAAAGACAGGUGUGGCUGCUCUUUGAAUACCCAGAGAGCUCGGUUCCCGCACGGUGCAUCGCGAUAGUGUCUGUCCUGGUCAUUCUCAUCUCCAUUGUCAUCUUCUGCGUGGAGACAUUGCCGGAGUUCAGGGACGAUAACAGGGAUCCGAUAACCAUUGCACCUGUGAUUAAUGGCACACUCUCCUACUUCGCCAGCCCUUUCUCUGACCCGUUCUUUGUUGUGGAGACGGUGUGUAUCAUCUGGUUCUCCUUCGAGCUGCUGGUGCGCUUUUUUGCUUGUCCUAGUAAAGCCACGUUCUCCAAAGACAUUAUGAACAUUAUUGACAUUGUGGCCAUCAUCCCGUAUUUCAUCACUCUGGGCACAGAGCUGGCCGAGAGGCAAGGGAACGGACAGCAGGCCAUGUCAUUAGCCAUUCUGCGCGUAAUCAGGCUUGUUCGGGUUUUUCGCAUCUUCAAACUCUCGCGUCAUUCCAAAGGGCUCCAAAUUUUAGGACAGACUCUGAAGGCUAGUAUGCGUGAGCUGGGCUUGCUUAUCUUCUUCUUGUGCAUCGGUGUUAUCCUCUUCUCAAGUGCAGUCUUCUUUGCUGAGGCAGAUGACCCAGAUUCGGGUUUCAGCAGCAUCCCGGACGCAUUCUGGUGGGCUGUUGUCACCAUGACCACUGUUGGAUAUGGGGACAUGCACCCCGUGACAAUCGGGGGAAAGAUUGUGGGUUCCCUGUGCGCCAUCGCUGGUGUGCUGACCAUUGCCCUGCCUGUACCUGUCAUCGUCUCCAAUUUCAACUACUUCUACCACAGAGAGACGGAGGGAGAGGAGCAGGCACAGUACCUGCACGUGGGCAGCUGUCAGCCUCUAGCUGACACGGAGGAGCUGAGGAAGACAAGCUCUUCUUCUUCGCUUAGUAAGAGCGAGUAUAUGGUGAUAGAGGAGCACGGUAUCAACAGCGCGUUCAAGCAGCCGCCCAACUUCCUCACUACAACGCAAAAUAACUCGCAGAAUUGUGUGAAUAUAAACAAAACGGUUUUCACUAACGUGUAGCCAAAUAUAGAGCCAUGGCCCUGAACACAGGAAGGGGUGGUGUGUAAACACAGCUGCUUCUGUCGCUGCGCACCACAGAGUGGAAGCUGCGCUAUGAACAAAGAAAGAUAGAGCAAUCUCCUCCGAGACGCUGCUUUGUGCUCCAUUAAAAGAAUCAGGAUCUUCCAUCUCGGUGAUUUGAAUUCCUAAUUCUUUUUUUCCUUUCGCACUCGGAGAGAAAUAGCUCCUAAAGUAUUACUAUUCUCUGAGUUAGGGAAUUUACCUCGUGUGCAUUGAUAGCCAAUACUGUAUCCCAACAUAGAAGCUCUAUAACUGUGAAAGACAACUCACAUUGUAUUAGCAUUGAAAAAUGUGUGUUUAAACACAUGUAUUGUCUGAAAACACAGUUCUGCAUAUGUUAUCUCAAGUAGACUGUUCUGUGAUAUGCCUUUAUUGUGUGUUAAAGUAUAGUCCAAAUGCAUGAUCCCCUUUAAUUCCGUGAUAUGAAGUGUCCAAUUAAGCGAUUCAAUGCGUAAACGGCACCAUAUAAACAAAGGAGCACGCCGACUGUCAGUGUCUCAUCCUCGGUGCUAGACUGACGUCAGAGCGGAGAAACACAGCCCUCUUUCUCGCACACACACAUCGAUCAAAGAUGGAGCUUUCACUUUUGGAUGCCUCAACUAUGCAGUCGCCAUGACUACGGUGGUUUCCGCGGUAAACCCAGUCACCGUUGCCAUGACUCGAUUCUUUCCACGGUAAUCUUCCGGGUGGCUUGGAAGCUUAUUUGGGCAUUCUCGUCUAAAGAGCGUGACCUCGGUCUCUAACCAGACUGUCCUGUCAUCACGUGUUGCCUGCGUAAACGUCAUGACCAAACAGGCCCUGCGCCACUAUGCACAAGCACCAAGCUCAUUCCGUGACUUUAGCAUUGACACAGAGACACAUUGAAGUGAAGCAGGCACAACUCAGAGAUGAUACGCCGGGAAAGGGGGAAGGAGAGGCAGCGCGUGAGGAAUUAUGAAUGGACUGGGAGCGCGUUGCGCCUGGCUGUCCUCGGUGCACUACUGCGGGCGCUCAGCAGAGGCUGCUGUUCUCCCACUGCUGAAACUGGUGGAGGUCAUUCCAUGUGUCUGCACAGACCUUCUGGAAACCCCAACGACCCAAUUAUACUGCCUCAAAUUUAGGUGAAGACUACAUUUG
Messenger RNA from Pseudoliparis swirei, 2803 nucleotides. Its product is annotated as potassium voltage-gated channel subfamily A member 3. NCBI's taxonomy places the organism in Eukaryota, Metazoa, Chordata, Actinopteri, Perciformes, Liparidae. Gene Ontology annotation, cellular component: membrane; voltage-gated potassium channel complex. Gene Ontology annotation, biological process: protein homooligomerization; potassium ion transmembrane transport. The record is from RefSeq and is a predicted model, not a curated record. The transcript has 2 exons. Gene Ontology annotation, molecular function: delayed rectifier potassium channel activity; protein binding. The coding region runs from base 32 to 1627 and encodes 531 amino acids.